AAAAAGAAAAAGGAAUGGAAUAAACCCUUCGUACAUAUUAUUCACCUUACGAUGUGUAGUCUUCUAUUUUCUACUUACCUUUAAAUCUCACACACCUUUCACAGAAAACUUCACAAUACAUUGCGACCUUGCAAUAUCAGAGUGAAAUCCCAAAAGCAGCAUCUCACUUAUCCAUAUCAUGAGUACAGCCGUGCUGUAACUACGAAAGCAAUGGCGCCAGAGCUAUCAUCCAACUGGAAGAAGCUACAAGCGCAAAUCAAAACAGAGUCCACUGCCACAUCUUCACCCUCGCUAAACACCACAACCAAGAGAAAAACUGACGCCGGCCCAUCAUCUCACUCUCAUUCUCCAAAGCGACAAAAGCUACAGACACCCUCCAGGCCACAGGAUCGAAAAUCAUCAUCAUCAAAACCCCCUACCAAACCCUCCCGGAAAUCCAAUCCCAAAUCUCUCCCAGAAAGCCCAAUGGGCGUAACCCAAUCCUCCGCCCUCGCCCGCGGCACCCCCACAACCAUAACCCCGUCCCUCGCUCUCUGGGCCGAGGACAACGACAUCUCGCCCGAGGACCUAGCAGAAGCCUACUCCCUCGGCGCCAAGCACAACGCCUCCUUCACAGCCGCCGCGCCGCCGCGCGUGAACGAGGGAUUGGCACCCGGCGUCGAGGUAGGGAAGUACAUCGCGCUAGACUGCGAGAUGGUCGGCGUCGGGCCUGAGGGGCGGGAAUCAGUGUUGGCGAGGGUAAGCGUGGUUGAUUUCCACGGACGCCAGGUAUACGAUUCGUUUGUGACGCCGCGGGAGCGGGUUACUGAUUUCCGGACACAUAUCACGGGGAUCACGCCGCGGGUUCUAGCUACCGCGCGCACGUUCGAUGAAGUGCAGGGUGCGGUAGCGGAGUUAUUCAAGGACCGCAUUGUCGUCGGUCACGACAUCCGACAUGAUUUGGCGGUGCUGCAGCUUAGUCAUCCCAGCGGACAGGUGCGGGAUACGGCGAGGUUCGCGGGGUACAGGAAGUACGGGCAUGGGCCGAAGCCGGCGUUGAGGGUUUUGGCGCGGGAGGUUCUAGGCGUGGAGAUACAGAAUGGACAUCAUUCGAGUAUUGAGGAUGCGCGGGUUGCGAUGCUGUUGUUUCGGAAGAAGAAAUCGGAUUUUGAUGUUCAGCAUGCGAGUCGAUACGGCUUGCCUGUAGAAAAGACGACGGCGAGCGAGUCUGUGGGGGGAGAUGAUGGUAAUAGUGGUGGUGGUAGUGGUAAGGGGUCGGCUAAGUCCAAAAAUGGACAGGGAAAGAAGAAAAAGAAGAAACGCUGAUUUAGAGUAAAUUCCGAAUAAAGAGAAGCUGCUCGGAACGAGUAUGAAUAUAUUUGUUCACGCAA
Messenger RNA from Annulohypoxylon maeteangense, 1370 nucleotides. Its product is annotated as ribonuclease H-like domain-containing protein. Gene Ontology annotation, biological process: ribosomal large subunit assembly; rRNA processing. Gene Ontology annotation, molecular function: nucleic acid binding; 3'-5' exonuclease activity. The transcript has a single exon. Gene Ontology annotation, cellular component: nucleus. The record is from RefSeq and is a predicted model, not a curated record. Bases 211 to 1305 code for a protein of 364 amino acids. Lineage: Eukaryota; Fungi; Ascomycota; Sordariomycetes; Xylariales; Hypoxylaceae.